GACAAAUGCACGAUAUCAAGCCUUACGAGCUGUUUCACUUGAAUUUGCAUGUGUUCCAAAGGCAUCAAAAUGAACAGAGUUAAAUGAGUGUGAAUGAGUCUUCUUUUAUUUGGAAUUCGACAAUACCUAAGUACUUACUUAUGUCCUAUCUCCAAUUUGUUGUACAGUGGAAUAAUAUGUAAUGCGACUCAGAAAUACAAUGUUAGUUUAGCCGGGCUGUCUUUGAUUCAAGAAGGCGUGGAAAACUCCACAAGAGCAUCCCAUGGAAAUAAUCGGUUCUCAUCAUCAACUGCAAGCCGCCAGAUAGACAACCUACCUAGAGACGCGACCACCGUAUCCUCCAAAAUAAUGCACAAAGAAUAUUUCACCACUAACGAUGGAUGCAAAAUCGCCUUUCAGUCUUCCUUACCACUGAAGGAAGUUGCAGGAGUUGCAGCUGAGAAAUGCGUCCUGCUCAUGCAUGGCUUCAGUGGCUCUAGCGAUUACUUCAUCCGCAACUUUACAUCCCUGAGCAAAUCACUCUGGGUCGUUGCCCCGGACAUGCGAGGACAUGGGGACUCCAGUCAAACUCGUGGUGGUUAUCACGUUGCGCGCUUGGCAGCUGAUCUUUCAGGUCUUGUUGCUCAUAUACGCAAGACGGCAUCCGUCAGUAUUGUGCCUGUUGGAUGCUCGAUUGGCGCCGCCGUGCUCUGGACGUACGUGGAGCUCUUUGGUUGCAACGACUUUGCGGGAUUUGUCUUUGUUGAUCAGGCACCUCUACAAGAUCGCUCAGCGUUCGAUGAAUGGGACGAAACCAGGGCACAUACUGGAUGUUAUGACGAGAAGACCAUGCUCGCCGCACAAUACAACUGGAUCAAUGACUCGAAGAAGGCGCAUAUCGAUCUAGCAAUAGGCUGCUUAGGAUAUCGACAUGCCCCAAAGGAGGAAGACGGGAUUUCAGCUGAGCAACAAGCCAAGGAUGAAGCCUUCUUUACAGACAUCAGUGCGAAAUGCGACCAAACAUGGCUAGCACGACUACUGGCAGAUCAUACUCGCUACGAUCACCGAGAAUCCAUCGAAACAAUCACGGUUCCGGUGUUGGUUAUGGCCGGUCGACGAUCAAGCUGCUUCCCACUUGAAGGAAUGCUCGAGAGCGUGAGACGUGUAGAGAAGUCAAGGCCAGGGCUAGCAAGGUCAUCGGUGUUUGACUCUGGACAUUGGCUAUUUUACGAGGAACCAGAGAGAUUCAACAAGGAGAUUGCGGAGUUUGUUAACUCAUGCUAGAUGUCGAUCGGGCCAAGAGCCAGCUGUUUGGUCGGAGUCAAGAAUUGAAAUGAAGACAUAGGUGGUAGCUACGACCUGAAAGAAGAAGAAGAAAAGUACAAUUUGUUGGCUGAUCAACUGCAGUAUAUUGUAAUGAUGAUAUAAUUGGCAAACGGUGCAAAACGACCGUGAAGAAUGGCAUCACUUGGUUCGGUUAUCCAAUCAUUGAAUCUUGUGGUCAGCGUAUAUACCAAGCUUGCCAAC
Molecule: messenger RNA, 1506 nt
Organism: Fusarium odoratissimum NRRL 54006
Lineage: Eukaryota; Fungi; Ascomycota; Sordariomycetes; Hypocreales; Nectriaceae
Exons: 1
Coding region: 94-1263 (389 amino acids)
Molecular function (GO): catalytic activity
Source: RefSeq, a predicted model, not a curated record